This is a messenger RNA of Arabidopsis arenosa, 3339 nucleotides long. NCBI's taxonomy places the organism in Eukaryota, Viridiplantae, Streptophyta, Magnoliopsida, Brassicales, Brassicaceae. The record is from the annotation of a GenBank genome assembly.
GAUUUAAUAACUCUUCUCCGACGAGGUAGCUGAAUCUCCGGUAUCGGAGAUGAUGGGAUCGACGUUGUUCAGGAAGAGAUGUUUGGUCAAGAGAGCGAAUUGUUUACUUUUCCGGUCGUUUUCCGUUAACAUUGAGAAACUUUCCGACGCAUCAGCUGAAAUAGCGGGAAUUCUCAACCAAGGGAGCUGGCGUGAGACUCUGGUAUCUUCGAAUCUUUCAAUCGAGAUAAACCCAGAAGUAGUUCUCUCCGUUUUACGAUCCAAACGCGUCGAUGAUCCUUCUAAGCUUUUGAGUUUUUUCAAUUGGGUCGAUUCUCAAAAAGUCACGGAGCAGAAAUUGGAUUCGUUUUCGUUUCUCGCUUUGGAUUUGUGUAAUUUCGGUAGUUUUGAGAAAGCUCAUAGUGUUGUAAUCCGGAUGAUUGAGAGGAAGUGGCCUAUAGCUGAGGUUUGGAGUUCGAUUGAGAGAUGUUCACGAGAGUUUGUGGGAAAGAGUGAUGAUGGAGUUCUUCUAUUUGGGAUCUUGAUUGAUGGAUACAUUGAAAAAGGGUUUUUAGAUGAAGCUGUAUUUAUGUUUUCUAGCACUAAGGAUUUGGAUUUGGUUCCUAGUUUGGCACAAUGUAAUCAUUUGUUGGAUGCGUUGUUGAAGAGGAAUCGUCUGGAUUUGUUUUGGGAUGUGUAUAAGGGGAUGGUUGAUAGAAAUGUAGUAUUUGAUGUUCAGAGUUAUGAGAUGUUGAUUGUUGCACAUUGUAGGGAUGGGAAUGUUCAGUUGGCAAAAGAUGUUCUUCUCAAAACCGAGGAAGAAUUCGGGAUGGCAACUUUGAAUGUGUAUAGUUUGGUAGUUGAAGCUUUGUGUAAGAAGGGAGAUCUGGAUGAAGCACUUGAGCUGAAGAAGUCGAUGAGUUGCAAAGGGUUGUUGGCAUCGAAGCAGUCAUACAAUAUACUUAUAGAUGGGUUGUGUAAGCGAAAGAGUCUAGAAGAUGCUAAAUCGUUGCUGGAAGAGAUGGAUAGUUUAGGUGUGUUUCCUGAUAAUGUUUCCUAUAGUAUACUGAUUGAUGGUUUACUGAAGGGUAGAAAUGCCAAUGCUGCGAAGGGACUAUUCCAUGAGAUGAUUUCACAUGGAAUUAGCAUCGAUCCUAAGAUGUAUGAUUAUUUUAUUUGUGUGAUGUCAAAGGAAGGGGCGAUGGAGAAGGCAAAGGCUCUCUUUGAUGGAAUGAUCGCAUCAGGAGUGACACCAGGUGCUCGGGCUUAUGCUAGUUUGAUCGAAGGAUACUUUCGAGAAAAGAAUGUAUGUAAGGGUUAUGAGUUACUUAUUGAAAUGAAAAAGAGGAACAUUGUCAUAUCUCCAUAUACUUUUGGUACAGCGGUGAAAGGCAUGUGUUCUUCUGGGGAUCUCGAUGGAGCUUAUAACAUUGUGAAGGAAAUGGGUGCAAGUGGUUGCAGACCCAAUGUGGUUAUAUAUACCACAUUGAUCAAAACCUUUCUCCAGAAAAGUAGGUUUGGAGAUGCAGUGAGGGUGUUAAAAGAAAUGAAAGGACAAGGAAUCGCACCAGACACCUUUUGCUACAAUUCCCUUAUAAUUGGCCUUUCAAAGGCUAAAAGAAUGGACGAAGCAAGGUCUUUUCUGGUUGAAAUGGUCGAGAACGGAUUAAAGCCUGAUGCUUUCACCUAUGGGGCUUUUAUCAGUGGAUAUAUAGAGGCAGGGGAAUUUGCAUCUGCAGAUAAGUAUGUGAAAGAGAUGCUGGAAUGUGGUGUAAUUCCAAAUAAGGUUCUUUGCACGGGUUUGAUCAAUGAGUAUUGCAAAAAGGGGAAAGUAAUAGAGGCAUGUUCAGCAUUCAGAUCCAUGGUUGAACAAGGGAUAUUGGGGGAUGCUAAAACAUACACUGUUCUUAUGAAUGGUCUUGUUAAAAAUGGUAAAGUAAAUGAUGCCGAAGAGAUUUUCCACGAAAUGCGUGGAAAGGGUAUUGCACCUGAUGUAUUCUCUUAUGGUACUCUCAUUGAUGGAUUUUCUAAGUUGGGAAAUAUGCAAAAGGCUUCUAGUAUUUUUGAUGAGAUGGUUCAAGAAGGUUUGACUCCUAAUGUUAUCAUAUACAACAUGUUGCUUGGUGGCUUCUGCAGAUCUGGGGAAAUUGAAAAAGCUAAGGAACUGCUUGAUGAAAUGUCAGGUAAAGGUUUUCCUCCGAAUGCAGUGACUUACUGUACAAUUAUAGAUGGAUAUUGCAAAUCUGGGGGUCUAGCUGAGGCUUUUCGGUUAUUUGAUGAGAUGAAACUAAAGGGAUUAGUUCCUGAUAGUUUUGUGUACACAACACUCGUGGAUGGGUGUUGCAGAUUGAACGAUGUCAAAAGAGCUAUAACCAUCUUUGAGACAAACGAGAAGGGUUGUGCUUCUAGUUCCGCCCCUUUCAAUGCUUUGAUCAAUUGGGUUUUUAAGUUUGGAAAAACAGAAUUAAAAACAGACAUGAUAAAUCGGCUAAUGGAUGGGUCGUUUGAUAGGUUUGGCAAGCCCAAUGAUGUAACAUACAACAUUAUGAUUGAUUAUCUAUGUAAGGAAGGAAACUUGGAAGCUGCAAAGGAGCUCUUUCACCACAUGCAGAAAGCUAAUCUGACUCCUACUGUUAUAACUUACACAUCUCUUCUAAACGGGUAUGAUAAAAUGGGUAGAAGAUCUGAAAUGUUUUCUGUAUUUGAUGAGGCGAUUGCUGCAGGAAUUGAACCAGACAACAUAAUGUAUAGUGUUAUCAUCAAUGCUUUCCUAAAAGAAGGGAUGACGACAAAAGCACUUGUGCUUGUGGAUCAAAUGUUUGCUAAGAACGCUGUUGAUGAUGGGUGUAAGCUAAGUAUUUCAACAUGCCGGGCUCUACUCUCUGGUUUUGCUAAAGUGGGUGAAAUAGAGGUAGCUGAGAAGGUUAUGGAGAACAUGGUUCGACUCAAGUAUAUUCCUGAUUCUUCGACUGUUAUUGAGUUAAUCAAUGAAAGUUGCAUUUCCUCAAACCAGAGAAUGGAAGCUGAUGCAGCUCCAUAGAUUUUUAGACGGAAAGCCAGAAGCAAAUAAACUUUCUUCUUUUUCUUUGUGGCUAAAAAGGAGUCUGCUGGUUCUGGUUUGGUUUACGGCAAAUUUCUUGGCCAACCUGAAAAUUGCUGAAGGGCUGCAAUCGUGGCAAAAGGUAACAUUGAUCCUAAACUGAUCUAUCUAUUUACAAGCUUUAUCCUCUCACUUUUGAUGAUCUCUACGCAGUCGCAAUCUUCUGAUAUGUCAUAGUAUAAUUUUUCAGUUACCAUUAAGAAUUUGGAGUUGCUGUUCCUGAAACAACUUGUGUCUGCUCAUAAACUCUUCUGGACCAA